Molecule: messenger RNA, 987 nt
Organism: Sitophilus oryzae (rice weevil)
Lineage: Eukaryota; Metazoa; Arthropoda; Insecta; Coleoptera; Curculionidae
Exons: 2
Cellular component (GO): membrane
Source: RefSeq, a predicted model, not a curated record
UAUAAAACUAUGUGAAAAUAAAAAGAAUACGUGUUUGUAGAGUUGAAAUAUACUACCCCUGAAAAUAUUUGCAAGACUCACCCUGUAUAGAGUAAUAGAAACAUAGCCGAUGAAUCUCAAAUUUUUAGUAUAAAUGUCAUAAAAUAACUGUAAUCUAAAGACUACACUAUCGUUACUUAAAAUGCUUUAAAAAUAAGUAAAAAAUAAUUUUUAAGUUUUCAUUAAAAUUUGAACCACAUAAUUUGUUUGCGAAAUAAGAAAAUAGAAACAAUAUUUUUUGCUUUUCUUAGUAAAAUUUAUAUACUGUAUACUGUAUAGCAUACGAUGGAAAACUACGUCGUCAGAGUUAGCUUGGAAAUGAAGAUCGCUGUCAUUUUCAUGUGUAAGCCAACUUGACGUCGCUUUUUUUCGAUCAUCUGUAUGAUUUAUGAUGACAAAUACAUACAUUAAACACAUUUUCAGGAUAUCCGACAAAUGAAUUGCCAAAAUCUGACUACAUUCGUCACUUGCGACUCGGAAUGUUUCAACAAUCCAGACACUUUCUACAUGACUUCCUGUAGUCUGGAAGCUUUUCUCAAUUCGACGGAGAAAAAUGUCUUAAAGUUAUGCCCUCAAGAGAACGAAACUUAUCCACUGAUGAAAGGAAACCAAAGUUGCCAUAUACGAUGUAUUGAAAUUAUCGAAUCUCAAGACAACAAAUUGUACCAAUCGGUGGCAUUUUGGAGUUUCCUUGUUUUGAUGUCGAUAGGAACUAUUGGGUUCAAUGUGGUUAAUUCUAUUAGUGAUGCAAUUUGCUUUGAUAUUAUAGGAGAUGAAUAUGACUAUGGCAAACAGCGUGUUUGGGGAACAAUUGGAUUUGGGACAACAGCUUUGAUUGCUGGGUAUGCUGUGGAUAUGUUUUCUGGACAGACCAUAUCAUACAUCCCGGCAAUUAUUAUCAUGCUAAUUUGUUCCACUUUUGAUUUAAUAGCAUGCGUUAAAUUAAAA